UGUCUUUUCUGAUGGCUAAUUCUGAGGAACAAGUGGUGGUGAAGGCCUUGGUGAAAUUCAUGGAAAAACUUGCACCAGAGAAUGGAUCAAAAAAUGCCAUGUGGGGUUGGAACCUCACUUCUGAUCCAUGCACUGAUCACUGGCAUGGUGUGAUCUGCUACUCAAACAACCAAUAUGUGAAGAACAUUAUUCUUGAGAAUCUCAAAUUCAGCGGGGUUGUUGAUGCGAAUUCUCUUUGCGUAGCGAAAAGUAUCCAAAUACUUAGCCUGAGGAACAACAAUUUGCAGGGUUUGAUAUCUGAGGAUAUAGGAAAUUGCAAGCUCUUGACUCACUUGCUCUUAAGUGGGAACCGAUUCUCCGGCGAUCUUCCUCUUUCUGUUGCUGAAUUGAAGAACUUGAAGCGGCUUCAUGUUAAUGACAACUACUUCACUGGACAGCUUCCUAACAUGGCUCGCAUUUCGAGCUUGAUAUCAUUUCUUGCUCAAAACAACAACUUCUCUGGUGAAAUUCCUGAUUUUCAGUUCUCGAAUCUCGAUGCAUUCAAUGUCUCCAACAACAAGUUAACUGGUCAAGUUCCUGAUGUCAGAGGAAGAUUUCAUGCAGAAAGCUUUUCUGGUAAUGCUAACUUGUGUGGAAAGCCACUUUCAAAGGCAUGUCCAAAUCCUCCACAAUCACAUGUGAAGAAAGACAAGAAAUCAUUCAGUGAGGAUCUUCCAAUUUAUUCAGGUUACAUAAUUCUAAGCUUCAUUCUCCUGCUUUUCUUAGUCUAUAAAUGUAUGAGGAAAUGCCAGACAAAAGAAAAAGCAUUGGUUGCUGAAAAGAAGGACAUGGCAGAAGAUACUAGUGGUGAUAACAACAAGGCUAGUGAAACUUCAAUUUCCAUUAAUGGAUCUAAGAAUUGGCUGAAUGGGUUUAAAUCCGAGUGUUCGUUGACAUCAUUGGAAAGUGGGAUGACUACAUCUGGUCUUGUUCUUUUUUCGAGUCGGAGGCUGAGAGGGAUGCAAUUUGAGGACUUGCUUAGUGCUCCUGCUGAGUUGAUUAGGAGAGGAAAACAUGGAAGCCUCUACAAGGUUAUGCUUGACAAUGGGAUGGUGUUGGCAGUGAAGAGGAUCAAGGAUUGGGGAAUUUCGAAGCAGGAUUUUCAGAGAAGGAUGAACAUGAUAGCAGAUGUGAAGCAUCCACUUGUCAUGCCACCUGUCGCAUACUAUUGCUCUCAGCAAGAGAAGCUUCUGGCAUAUGAGUUUCUGCAGAAUGGUAGCCUCUUCAUGUUACUCUAUGGAUCUCAAAGUGGGAACUCUCUUGACUGGGGAAGCAGACUAAAUGUUGCUGCAAAGGUAUCUAAGGCUUUGGCAUAUAUGCAUGAGGAGCUCAGUGAGAGUGGAAUAGCACAUGGUAACUUAAAAUCAAGUAACAUUUUGUUUGACAAGAAUAUGGAUCCGCGAAUAAGCGAAUAUGGCCUAAUGGUAGCUGAAGAUGACUCCAUUUCUCGUAAGAAAAGUCGGGAUAACAGAAACCCGAUUGCAGCCACCUUCAAAGCUGAUGUAUAUGCCUUUGGUGUGAUGCUUCUGGAGCUGCUUACAGGGAAAGUAGUUAAGAAUGAUGGAUUCGAUCUGGUUCAAUGGGUGGAUUCAGUGGUCAGAGAGGAAUGGACUGUGGAAGUUUUUGACAAGUUCCUAAUCUCACAAAGUAUUUCUGAAGAGAGGAUGAUGAACUUGUUGCAGAUAGCAUUAAAAUGCAUAAGUGCUUCUCCAAAUGAUAGGCCAAGUAUGAGUCAAGUUGCAGUGAUGACAAAUGCAUUGAAAGAGGAAGAUGAAAAAUCCAUAUCAUUUGACACAUGACCCAGAGUUUAGUUACCAUGGACUUCUCUGUAGCUUGGAAAUACUCUAGUUUUCGUUACUUCCAAACAUACCAUGAUCAGUACCCAUUGAUAUGGGAUUUUAAUUAAAAGGGUAAAGGAUUAGAAGAUUUUCUGCAAUUUUAAUUAGCUAGAGUAUCUCUUCUUUGGAAAGUAUGGACUGGCUUUAUAUUUUCCAAAGCUUGUCUGUUAUUACUUUAUGCAUCUCUGUAGUGAAAUUUGU
Molecule: messenger RNA, 2078 nt
Organism: Lotus japonicus
Lineage: Eukaryota; Viridiplantae; Streptophyta; Magnoliopsida; Fabales; Fabaceae
Product: probable inactive receptor kinase At2g26730
Exons: 2
Coding region: 12-1838 (608 amino acids)
Biological process (GO): protein phosphorylation
Molecular function (GO): protein binding; protein kinase activity; ATP binding
Source: RefSeq, a predicted model, not a curated record